AUGGACGCUCGUGAGGUUGCAAAGCACAGGUCGGCAGCUUCGUGCUGGAUUGUCCUUCAUGGAAAAGUAUACGAUGUGACCGACUAUCUGCCCGAGCAUCCGGGAGGAAAAUCUGUCUUGUUGCGAUGGGCGGGCAAGGGGUACACCGACCAAGCAAGUCGUGUACCAGGAGAUGAACCACGGGCUAACAGGAUAGGCCAACAAAAGGAUGCUACAGCCGAGUACUCCAAGGUACACUCACCUUCAACCGUCGAAGAGACUCUAACAAAAGAGAAGCAGUUGGGUCCUCUUGACAGCGCAACGGUCGAAUGCCUGGACAACGGCGUCAAUUCCGCGUCUGGAUCUGGGGCUGGGGUGGCCAGAAACGAUGCCAAGCAGGAUGCGAUUCCGCAUAUCGACCUCUGCGUCAGGCUUGAUGACUUCGUCGAACCGGCACGACGGACGAUUUCGGAGCAGGCCUUCACGUACAUCUCCUCGGCGGCCGAUACGUUGCAAUCGUACCACGACAACGCCGAACAGUGGUCCAAGGUCUCUUUUAUCCCACGAGUUCUCCGCGACGUCUCUCGGGUCGACUUGUCCACUUGCAUGUUCGGUCAACGAUGCGCCAUGCCGUUCUUCAUCGCCGCGACCGCCCUGGUCGGCCUGACGCAUCCGGACGGGGAGGCUGGCCUGGCGAGAGUAGCCGCAGCCCGCGGCGUACAUUAUUCUCCCAGCACGUACACGUCGGUUCCGCACGCCAAGAUUGCAAAGAGCCACGGAGAAGCAGCAGCUACUGGCGCUGGAUCGGGAUCGGGAUCGGCAUCUGGUCCUGCCGACUCGCGUCUUUUCUCCCAGCUAUACGUGCACAGCAGGAAGGAGAAGACGCUAUCCCUUAUCCAGGAGGCAAAGAGAUUGGGUUACCGGGCAUUGAUGAUCACGGUGGAUACACCUUGCGUGGGAAACCGAGACGAGGACCGCCGACUGAAAAUUCGAGACGAGCUUGAGCUCGGUGGGCCACUUCCAGAGUCUGAUGCCGACGGCGAACCUAGGGUUGUCCCCGGACGCAACAGCGGAGGACUAUCUCAGUCGCUGAACUGGGAGGACCUCAAGUGGAUCCGGGAGGCCUGGGGAGGACCGAUAGCGUUGAAAGGUAUCCAGUCGGCCGAGGACGCCAAGCUCGCCAUGGAAGCCGGAGUCGAGGCCGUCUACCUCAGCAACCACGGCGGCCGGCAGCUGCACUCGGCGCCGCCCUGCCUCGCCACAUUGCUGCAGAUCCGUCGGCAGUAUCCCGAGGUCCUCAGGCGGUGCGAGAUUUUCGUGGACGGCGGAGUAGCCAGGGGGGGAGACAUUCUCAAGGCGAUUUGCCUCGGGGCGAAAGCAGUGGGCAUUGGACGACCGCUGCUUUACGCCAUGGGUGCCUAUGGGCCGAAAGGCGUGCACAAGGCCAUCGACAUCUUGAAAUACGAGUUGGAAACGACCAUGGCACUGCUUGGCGCUACAAAUUGUAAGACAGUCAGUGAACUCCGGGCGGCGACAGAGCGGAGCCGGGGGAAGAAGUCGAUGUCGCCCAUUACUCAGGAGUGA
Sodiomyces alkalinus F11 is the source of this 1563-nucleotide messenger RNA. RefSeq lists its product as hypothetical. Bases 1 to 1563 code for a protein of 520 amino acids. NCBI's taxonomy places the organism in Eukaryota, Fungi, Ascomycota, Sordariomycetes, Glomerellales, Plectosphaerellaceae. The transcript is spliced from 5 exons. Gene Ontology annotation, molecular function: heme binding; oxidoreductase activity. The record is from RefSeq and is a predicted model, not a curated record.